Molecule: messenger RNA, 693 nt
Organism: Toxotes jaculatrix (banded archerfish)
Lineage: Eukaryota; Metazoa; Chordata; Actinopteri; Toxotidae
Gene: pyya
Product: peptide YYa
Exons: 4
Coding region: 130-423 (97 amino acids)
Biological process (GO): neuropeptide signaling pathway; feeding behavior
Cellular component (GO): extracellular region
Molecular function (GO): neuropeptide Y receptor binding; neuropeptide hormone activity
Source: RefSeq, a predicted model, not a curated record
CAGAGUACAAACUGAUAGAAGAGGAGAGGAGAGAAAAAAAAAUCCCUGACUACACAGACAGAUCUCUGCCGCUGUGAGAAACCACCUGUAGCUCCGACUUCUACCUGUAACCUCCAAAGUCUUCUCAAAAUGGCCGUGAUGCUGAAGCCAUGGACAGUGCUGGUGGCCGUAGCGCUCUGUGUGCUGGUGUGUCUGGGAACACUGGCGGAUGCCUACCCGCCCAAACCUGAGAACCCCGGUGAAGAUGCCCCACCUGAAGAGCUGGCCAAGUACUACACUGCCCUGAGACACUACAUCAAUCUGAUCACAAGGCAGAGGUAUGGAAAGCGCUCAGCUCAGGAGGACAUGGUUGCAGAGCUGCUGUUUGGUGCCGACAACAACAGAGACCAGAGAUCAAGAUACGAUGAUUCCUACAUGUGGUGAGUCCAGCGCCCCCACUCCCUCCUCAUCCGGCAUUCCCUCUUGGAAGGGCCGACGUGUGCCUCUGACCUCCGACCCCUAAAUCUGACUCCAACCAAUGACCAUCACUGACCAGAAUACAAGCUCUCUCCGUCUCUCUUGUCUCUGUCUCAUAUCUCACUCAUCGCAGCAUAUUUAUACAUAAUUUAUUAUUGAAAUAAAAUAUAUAUAUGUGAGAUUAGCACUCCUAAUCAGAAGGUGGAACUGUGUCUGUAUGUGUGUGUGUGAGCAUUA